Acanthaster planci (crown-of-thorns starfish) is the source of this 7386-nucleotide messenger RNA. RefSeq lists its product as uncharacterized. NCBI's taxonomy places the organism in Eukaryota, Metazoa, Echinodermata, Asteroidea, Valvatida, Acanthasteridae. The record is from RefSeq and is a predicted model, not a curated record.
CAUCUAUUGAUGUGCAAAAGAGCACAAAACAUGUCAAAAUGGCUGCCAGUGUUGCUGAAUCACCUGGUCAGCCACCUGGAAAUAGAGCCAGUGAAUGUCAGUCAUCCUCCAAACUGACCUCAUUAGAAGCAUCUGAGAACUCCAUCACAGAAAAUGGAAGAGCUAGCAUUCAAGAAAAGCAGACUAAGGAAAAGCAGCCUUCUCCAACUCUAUGCAGCCCAUCAAAGUCAAAGCGUAAACUGGAUUCAUCAGACGGGCACGAUGACAGCACAUGUGAUCCCCAGCUGGAGACCCUGUGCCGCAAAAAAUUCAAACCAAUUGCUCCCAAGCCUACGGUCAAGAAAGACCACCACCAGUCGGUUGUCACGGCAACCGUUCCCAUUAAAGAUGCUCCCCAGCCAGACUUUGGCCCAUCCUUCUGCGUGACCAAGGGGGACAGCAAGAGCGGACCGGUGAUGUUUGUGAGCCCAAAGGUGCAGCUGAUUCCUAGUGUACCAAUCAUUGCCCACACACCCAUGUUCAACACUGAGGCCUUGGCAUCCAGUGGUUCUCCAUUCUCAGUGACUGUUCCAUUGAUGUCACGCGGCAAGUACUUAAAUGUAAUGAAUCCCCCAGCUAGGAUUGCAAUGACAGACAUUGCAGGUCACUACAAAACUGUUGUUCAACUGUUACCAAGCAGUUCCAGUCACAGUUGUCUCCAGCCUACCAGCUGUGUGCCAACUAAGAGCAACCUGAACAAAACCAGUGCUGAUAUUUCUUCUGCCAACGCAGCACCAGUGAGAAGUGAACAGAGCCAAGGCAGAAAUGGAAUGUCAGCAAACAGAACUGCCAAAACGAAGACAGUAUCAAAGCCAAAAGCAAGUAGAUAUAAAUACAGCCUUCUGAUGAAUGGAGGUUGUUAUGAUGGUAACUUGAACACAGCAGCUAACACCAAGCCCCAGACCUGCAUCACACCAGCUGUCUCCUUGAACGGAGGUGUGCGAUUCAAUCUACCAGCCAUUCUAACAAGCUCAGGAAUCUUACAGAUAACUGUCCCCAGUGUUGGCAUUGCUAACGGGCAAGUGCAGUACUGUGAUGUUCCUUCAGCUGCAGAUGUCGUACAAACACAAUCUAGCAAUUUGCAAACUCCUUCGACACAGUCUGUGAAUGCAUCAGACAUUGUGGCAACUUCUACUGGACAACCAGUGAGCACAGCAAACGCCUGCAUCACUACAACUUCCAGUGGAUUGACACAGUCAAGUGUAAGUGAGUCGAGUGCUCGUCUUGGCAGUGUUGCUCAAAUUUCCUGCAAGAAAACCAAUGCAACAAGUACACGUGGUGUGUCUCUUGAUGAAACACUGAGAAUUAUGUUAAGGAGCCCAAGAACAAAUAUCUCCCACGAUAACCAAAGAGAAACAAGUCAGAAAAAGAAAAGCAAACCACACAGGAUGAGUGCUUCCUCUGCCAAAAGUCGUUGCAAGGGACAAAAGACCAGAGUAGAUGUGUCUGUUGCUUCUUCAGUGAGUGAAAACAGUAGCAUACAAGAUAAGAGCAGUGGCAGGAGUGGGAUAGUCGAAGCUUUGCCUGGUCAGUGUACAGAUGAAGUGUCUUCACACCCUGUUGACAGUAUACACAGAACAGUACCUAGUGAAUAUUUAUCAGAACAAAGGAACAAUGAAGUGACCACUACAGGCCAGAGUGUGCAAUAUCGACAAGGAGAUGCUGGUGAAAAUGGCCUGACAGAACAGAUAUCACUGGGGCAAGAUGUGAUACCAAAUCAAAGGAGUCAAGGGAUUAGAGCUUCAAGUUAUUUAGUUAAUGAAGAGACAAUGACCAUAGUGCAUCCGGCAACAACCACAGUCGUGGCAAACUCUGCCUCUCAUGAUUCAUCAAAGAGACUGCCAGACACAUUAGUUUCAUCAUCUGGGGCCUCAGAUUCUUGCUCGUCAAUCACCAAUGGCUUGGGCGGCAUGACAAAUGUUCAGGACCUUGACUAUUUAAGACACUCCACACUGCCAGUAAAUGUAACAACAAGCAAUAAUCUUCAUGGAUCUGUCAGGCCAGUGAAUGAACAGUGGACUAGGACUAUCACAACAGCUCCAAGAGCCUCUAGUUUGCCCAACUUUGCAACAGGACCUAGAGGCUUUUACACAAGCACAACCAUUGCACCACUGGUAACCUUUAAUAUUUCACAAACAGCAAACCAUCAAGUCCCACAAGGACCCAAGGACAGUGCUCCUGUACCAACAACAGUGAGCUUUCAGCCUGGUUUAGCUUUGCUCACAUCUUCCACCGCACCAUCUAUGCAAUCCAAGCAAACCAAUAACAUUACGGUGGUCACAACAGCCUGUGUUUCUCUCAGUAAGAGUUUAACUUCCAUACCAAGACUAAAUUCAAGAACUGUCUUCAGCACUACAAUGUGCAGUAGUGUGGUGAGCAGAAACUUGCAUAGUCAUGUGCAGAUGAAUUCUGCAUCGCAGGGAUCCCAUGAUGGAAUUCAUCCUGGAACAUCUGUCCAAUCCUUGCAGAAUCCAAGUGAAACCAUCAGGCCUCAAGGUAAUGUUCCUAGUUCUUCACAUCCUGUUGCAAGACAGCAAAGGCCACAUGCAGACUCCCACACAGCCGUAACUUAUUCCCACAACACAGUGACAUCAGUGGGGAAUGCAAAUCACAGCUUCCCUUCCACCUUGAUUAGCUCCAGCAAUUCCUGUAUAUCCACCACCACCUUGUCCACCCCUCCUGCGCCACAUGGAACUUACCUACUAGAUGUGAACACUCCAAGAAUACCACCUGCUUCUUUAUCAUCCAUCAGUGAUGAGAGGAAUGCUGUUCCGGUGCGAAGGCAGCCCCAGCUUCCUGGUGACAAUCUUGGUACCAUGCAUCCUGAGAUAAAUGGUGCCAUCGGCAACAGGGGCCACAAUCCACCACAGAACGAUUUGCCGUUAGUGAUAGCAAGACAGGCUAAUCAAGAGCAUCUUGUGCCGAGACAAAAUGUUGAUGCAUCAGGUGCAAGACCAAGCAGUCUUCAGUGUACUACUCUCACAAACAGACCCGAGCACAGCUUGUGCACCCCAUCUCUACCAGUAGUGCCCCACCAUGCAGGUAUCUUAGCCACAGCAAUACUCCGAUCAAGAGCUCUGGAGAGGAAUCCUUGGGGGGUUCCCUCUCUGAAUAUGAGCACACCUCCAGUUGUUUCAAGUGUUGCUCUAACGCCACCAGUGACAGUGACUCCUAACACGACUGCAGGCUUCUUUAGAGCUACUGAGACUGUCAGUGUGACCAAUAGUACCAUUAGUCACACACAUUCUGCAGACCAUGGACUUCAUUCACAAUCAGCCACUGGAAUGCCGUCAUCUGUGGUGAGAUGUACAGAUAAAGGAAUCCAAAACUGGCCCACCACUUCUGAGGGCAUUCUCUCAAGACAAGAGGGAAGCAGUUUACCUGGAACUCAUGCUGCAAGAUUAAGCACUGAGAGACAGGGUAGAAUGGCUGCACCCCCUCCUAGCUUUACUGGCAGUGAAGGUGCUGAUCAGGGGGUCAAUAAUUCUGUAACAACUGCACCAGGAGAUCAAGUCCUGAGCAUGCAAAGCCAUAUCCAGUCAGUUCCACUUCACAGCAAUAUCCCACCAAAUGCAAGGAAUGCCAUGAAUGAGGCAUUGCAGCGACGGAACAGGAAUCUGCGCAUGCAUCCUACAAGGUCCGAAACUCCAAGCUCAGUUGUCAGCACACAGACCCAUGCAAGCAGAGUGGCGGUGUCUGCCAUCCAGGAGAGCAGCAGCUUCACUGGAACCCAGCCGACUCACGCUGUUGCUGAAAGGGGAGAAAUGACAAGCACAGAUCUUCUGCAUGCAUCAAGGGAGCAUCCCAGGCAAGAGUCUGUUCCCCAUCAGCACCCUGCUCAUCAUGUACAUGGCAUGCCUGGUGCACGGGUCCCUUCAAAUUCCAUGUCUCAUCUGCCCAUGCCAUUGAUGCCCCCACCAUCCGUCUUGUACGGCAGCUCCACCCCAGUGCCCAAUCUUUCCAUGACUCCUCUCCAUGGGGUGCCACUGCCAGGGUCACUGUCAGCCCAUUCUGUUCAAGGACACGGCAUGACUCACCAGGUUCAUGCCACACCCCCACCUGCCCCCCACCAUGGGCAGUCCGCUGGAUCAAACCCGCAGGGCCCUGUCAAUCACAUGUUUGUACCUACCCCAUAUGGUCCUAUCCAUCGCUCUCUGUACAUGCCACCACCGAGUCCCCAUCCCCCAGAUCUGAGCCUGAUGUCUCCAAGAUCCUACGGUCAAGUCCAUAUGCAUGACAGUGUGUUGUACAGCCCUCGAUUUUCUUCUCCAAUAAGAAAUUUGCCAGGAUCAAGCUUGGCAGAGGGAAUGUUUGGGACCGCAAUGCCUAGGAGCUUCUCAGAUGACCGAUUGGACACUUGUUGUUCUGGACCUUACACUCACUCCCCACCGAUUCAUGACAACUCAAGUCACAUGUACCCACCUGGCUUUAUGUCACCACCAGUGAGUAGAAAUCAACCACCUUCACAAACCAGUCUUUGUGACUCACACCAGCGGCAAUUCAACCAUCGAAGCCAUCAAGGCGUGUCCGAGAGACACCCAUUCUGCCAUGACAGCAUAAGACAAGCAGCACCUCAAGUCCCGGUUCCCGUAACACAGGCCAGCAGUUUCAAUGGCACUCCAAGUUCAGCCAUAGUUACAACUGUAUGCAUCUCUCUAGACUCUAAUGUGUUAGUCUGCACAGCAUCCUCAUGUGUUCCAACUCAGCAGAGUAGUCUGGGGAACUCACUGCCUGCAAAUUCACUCAGUCCAACAACCUCAUCCACAGCAGGAGUAACCCCUGGAACCAUGGUUUCCUCAAGUGCCAGUGAAAACACUUCUGCCGUGCCAUCAGCCCCAACCAGCUCUUCCAGCACCACCCCAGUCAGAGUUGUAAACUUGGGAAACACGAGUGACAAGUACCUUCCUCUGGAGCUGGUUGUUUCCUCUCCAUCUACACCAGUCACCUCAUCUGCCUCAGUUGCAACACUCCCCAUGCAACUCAGCAGUGAGCAGAUUGUCAAGUUUGGUGAUGUGAUACUGGAAUGCAGCCGGCAGAUCUUGAGGGAGUCUGGUCGCACUGUGCUGUGCUGCUGGAGUUGUGACUACCACACAGCCGAACCCAAGAAGAUGUACAGGCACCAGCGUCGUGAUGAACAGCCAAUGAAGUGCCAGCUUUGCAGCCACAUGGGUAUCUCCCGCUGUCAGUUAAAUCAGCAUUUUAAGGAGAUGCAUAUGGAUAAGGAUGAGGACCCAUUUAGGACGCCAGCUGUAACAUGAAAAGUCUCUGUUCAGUGUCUCCAAUUGCAACCAACGUUUGAGGAGGUCGUAACAAACAGAGAAGGUUAAUAGUAAUCAAACAAUUAUACAUUUUACUUUCUGUUGCUUUACAUGUAAAAGGCCGCUCAAUAUCAAACAUGCAAGUGAUCUUGACAUUUAAAUUUGGCUUGUCUAAACCAUUUACAAACUUUUCUUUCAUGUUGAAAGUGAAACCUCACGAGAGUGCAAAACAAGUCAAGUCAGUACAGUGUCAGGAAGUAAUUAGCCCCGUGACAUUCGCUGUAUUGCUUACUAAAUCCUACUCCUCCAAGUGAAAGCUGCUGAGUUGGAAGAGAGGGGUUAAGUCGAGAUUCUCAUGAACAACAAACUUUGUCUAGUCUUUUCUUCAAGGGAAAAAAACUGAGUCCAAAAUUCUAAAAUGUAAUGCACGAUGAAUCAUUGAUAAAAUCAGCGUGUAGUGUUUUGUUCAUAACCUCAAACAUUGAACAAGACAGGUUUUUAGUCCAGAACCAAAAGCGAAGAUCCUGUGAAGGAAUUUGUACUUCCAUGUUCCCGCAUACAUGCAUGUCACUCUGUGCAUUGAUGUGUAUAAUAUGUACAUGUACAUCUAUGUUGGAAAGGCUGGUUAAAACAUGUUGUCGCUGAUUUUGUCUGGCACUUAAGCAGACAACUUCUGGAAGACAUUUUAAGCUCAGAGUUUUAUCUCUAUGUUGUACUGAGUUUUGAGAUGUGGGAAGUCAUCUCUUUUUUUCUUGGAGGGCAGAUUUUUUAAUAACCUAAUUUCAUUUCUCUUCUGUCUGUAUUUGAAACCAAAACCUCAGACACUGCUGUCAAUGAUUCUUACAACUUUGUGUAAUUACGAGUACAUGUAUGUGAUUUUGUUGAUUGAAAUUGUAAAAAAUAUAUAAUUAAAAAUGCAGCUGAAAUAGUUUACAUAAUCCAUAUUUAUAUUCGUACCUUUUCUGUAAUUAACAUGUUUGAGUAAAAUUGUACAUGCUGUUAUUCCACUACCAUGUAAAAUAAGGAACAAAGAGAGUAUUUAUGCACCAAACCAAGUUUGUAUUUUCAUGUUUGUUGCUUUUUUAUCUUUUCAAAAGAUUUUUACAAGAAAUUGUUUGCACCUGUUGAGCUUUUUUAUACAAACUAUACCCAUGUAAAUUGAUUUUUUGCUUUUUUUACACUAUCAACUGGCUAAAAUUGUUUACCCAAUUUUGGCUAUUUUUCUUGUUCAAAACUUCAGUGUUCAAGAUGUUCUUAAUUACAGCCAUUAUAAUUAUAGUCUUGUUCUGCAACUUCAAGGCAGUUCAAGCAGUUAAUGCACCAGCCUCAUUCUACUCAUCAAUGACACUUCUUUCUGAAAAUGGAAAAACUGAGCUGGAUGCUACAUAGUUCUGUUUGAUGUUAUUACUAAGAUGAGUAUGUAAUGAUCUCCCUUUUUGUUGGGUAAGAUGCUCACUGCAGAAGUUCAGGUUUCUUUUUGUAAAUUCCUGUUAUUAUUCUUGGGAAGGUGAUAUGCAUGUAUUAAUUGUAUGUGGGAAUUUGAUUUCCUAUGUUAUUUGAAAUUAAGGUUUAAGGUUGUGUUGUCACAAAUGGGAGUUUGAACAUGGUGCUGACAAAUGAAAACAAUCUUUAAAUGCAAGUUUACUGUAUUGCACGUGUGGUUUCUUAUUAUAUCCAUAAAAUGAUUGAAUGGAAAUUGUUUCUGUUGUCACAGAUAUGGUUUAAUUAGGCCACACAUUUGCUGCUAAAUUUACUUGAGUUCAAAAUAUUUAAUUUCACGACACAACCUUUCAUUUAGAUAUGCUUUUAUUAAUUAACUUGUUUCAGCUCAACUCCCCUCCCCUAUUAAUACAAAUACUGGAUGUAGGGAACCACGUUUGGUGUGGCCUCUUUUACUUUUAGGUUCAUAGAAAGUCAAAUUGCUUAAUACAUAUAAUAGUCCAUCUUGGUCACAAAUGAUGGAAAUGCAGCUAAACAUACGGAAUAUGAAAAUGAUUUGUCCGCUUAUUUUAGCACAUUUGGUUCACAUUAAAAGGGACAGUGAAAUACAUAUUUUAUGCUGAUAAAAGAAGCUUUACUUCAUGGAAUA